This is a messenger RNA of Closterium sp. NIES-65, 1590 nucleotides long. Lineage: Eukaryota; Viridiplantae; Streptophyta; Zygnematophyceae; Desmidiales; Closteriaceae. The record is from the annotation of a GenBank genome assembly.
AUGCCAGGGCAUUUCGGGUGUGGGGAAGUGAGUGGUUAUGCAGAUGCCAGGGCAUUUCGGGUGUGGGGAAGUGCGCGGUGGAUUCUCGAGGAGCGAGCCUUCCUGGUGGGUGUGGAGAUUCUCGAGGAGAGAGCUUUCCUGGUGGGCGUGGAGGUCAGGCCCUCUGCAUCCGCUCCCCCCUCCGCCUCCCCCUCUGCCUCAGCGCCCUCGCUGUUCCCCAUAGAGGAGUCAUUGGCGGAGCUGUCGCAGCUGGUGGAGACGGCCGGUCUCAGGGUUGUUGGCUCCACGCACCAGAGGGUAGCAAGCCCCAACCCACGAACGUACAUAGGAGCCGGCAAGGUGGAGGAGGUGCGAGCAGCGGUGGCGGGCAUGGGCGUGGAGACGGUGGUGUUUGACGAUGAGCUCAGCGCGGGUCAGUUGCGCAAUCUGGAGAAAGAGUUUGGCGGCGAUGUGAGGGUGUGUGAUCGCACGGCACUCAUCAUUGACAUUUUCAGUCAACGCGCCAACACCAAGGAGGCAACUCUGCAGGUGCAACUAGCCCAGCUAGAGUACCAGCUGCCGCGCCUCACGCGCAUGUGGACGCAUCUGGAGCGGCAGGCAGGCGGCAUGGUGAAGGGCAUGGGGGAGAAGCAGAUUGAAGUGGAUAAACGAAUCAUCAGAGAACGGAUGGCAGCGUUGAGACGCAGCCUCACAUCAGUGAGGGAGCACCGGCAGCAGCACAGGGACCGGCGAGCAGGCCUGCCCAUCCCGGUGCUGUCACUGGUGGGAUACACCAAUGCAGGCAAGAGCACGCUGCUCAACAGGCUUACAGGGGCCGGCGUGUUGGCAGAAGACAAGCUGUUUGCCACGCUCGACCCCACCACUCGCCGCACGCAGCUACCCAACGGCAAGGAGUGCCUGUUGACGGACACGGUGGGGUUCAUUCAGAAGCUGCCCACCCAGCUGGUGGCAGCGUUCAGAGCCACGUUGGAGGAGAUCACCGAGGCGUCGGUGCUGCUGCAUGUGGUGGACGUCAGCCAUCCAAUGGCGGCGCAACAGGUGGCGGCGGUGCUGCAAGUGCUGGCAGAGCUGGAAGUCUCCCACAUCCCCAUGCUCACCGUGCUCAAUAAGGUAGACCAAGUGUCCCCUGGUUUUCUGCAGCAGCAGCAGCGCCAGCUGGAGACCAUUUUGGACCAGAACUCGGGCGGCAGAGAGAGCAGUGCGGGCGGCAGAGAGAGCACCGCGGGUGGCAGAGAGAGCAGCGCGGGCGGCAGAGAGAGCAGUGUGGGCGGCAGAGACGGUGGUGGGAGAGAGGAUUGGCGGCACAGGAUGGUGGCGGUGUCGGCUGUGACUGGCGAGGGCAUGGAUCGGCUGUUUGAGGAGCUGGAAAAGAUGGUCAACGGCCUGCUGGUGAGCAUAGAAGCCAUCAUUCCGUACCAGGAGGGGCAUCUGCUGGGGCUCGUGUACCAGCUGGGCGCUGUUGAUAGAGAGGAGCAUCUACCCGAAGGCACGUUGCUGUCAGCGCAUGUGCCGCUGCGGGUGGCGCAGCUGCUGCUGCCGUACCGCUGGACUGCAGAAAAGUUCAGAACAAGGGAUGCCCCUGUGGCAUGA